GAAAGGGAAGAGCUCAGGGUUGGACAUUUUUGGAGCUAGGGGUGGGGAGGAGAAAGGCAGCGCACCUCCUCGAUUUUCCCCUCCCCACCCCUCUUUGCUUUUCUCUCCCCUUCGUUGUAUAGCGUUUUCCAGAAGCGGCAGCAGAAGGGGACAGAAACCUCUAGUCUAGAAAGAUUUGGAGGGGUGGCCGGGUCUCCCGCCAGCUGCUACCUGGCAGCUGGAGCUUGAGCGUGCGUUUGUGCAUGUGAGAGCGUAAAUGCGGUUCUCUCUCUGUGGUUCUCUCUCCCUGUCUCUUCUCCCUCUCUCCCCCUCACACUCCCGCGUCGGCCACCCCUGUCAGUUUCCCCGUGUCAGUUUCUUCCCCGGCUCUUACUGUGUGGCUGGCUGCGCGAAGGGAGUGCGUGCGUUUGAAGCGGCCCAGGUUGGGUCAGACAGCCGGGAGAAGCGAGAAAGAACAGGCAAGGGGCGGGUGGAGCGAAGAGUUUCGGGGCGCUGACGGAGGCGAAAGGUGAGGAGGGCCGGCCAGCCACAGUGAAGUUUGGCGAUAACUGAGAAGCGGAGGGAGAAACCAAGGUAGGAGGCAGCACUCGCGCCUCUCCCCACACCCCGCCCCUUUCCCUGUGCUCCACCGCCCACCGCCGGGCAACCUCCAGGCCUGGGGCUGUCCCAGGCGGCUGCUGUUUGCGCGCUGCCGGGAGACCGAGUCCGGCGAGGCGGCCGCACCGCGCGCCCUGGUUCGCGGACACCAGACGACGCAGAUCCGAACAAACCACUUGCCCCGGGAAAAGGAAAAAGAGACAUAAAGAAGAGCUAAAUGUGACUUGUUCAAGUUUAUACUUCAAUUAGCAGAAGAGCUGAGAAUAGAAUCCAGGUCUCCUAAUUCUCUUGACACUAUUCUUUAAACUGCACCAUUUCACACAUACAGGUUGCUAAAUUGCUAUGAACCAUGGCCCAACUGUACUACAAAAAAGUCAACUAUUCACCAUACAGAGAUCGUAUCCCCCUGCAAAUUGUGAGAGCUGAGACCGAGCUCUCUGCAGAAGAGAAGGCUUUCCUCAAUGCUGUGGAGAAAGGGGACUAUGCCACUGUGAAGCAGGCCCUACAGGAGGCUGAGAUCUACUACAAUGUCAACAUCAACUGCAUGGAUCCUCUGGGCCGGAGUGCCCUGCUCAUUGCCAUUGAGAAUGAGAACUUGGAGAUCAUGGAGCUACUGUUGAAACACAGUGUGUAUGUAGGUGAUGCAUUGCUCUACGCCAUCCGCAAGGAGGUGGUGGGCGCUGUGGAGCUUCUGCUCAGCUACCGGCGGCCAAGUGGAGAGAAGCAGGUCCCCACCCUCAUGAUGGAUACCCAAUUCUCUGAGUUCACACCAGACAUCACUCCCAUCAUGCUGGCCGCCCACACCAACAACUACGAGAUCAUUAAAUUGCUUGUCCAAAAGCGAGUCACUAUCCCACGGCCCCACCAGAUCCGCUGCAACUGCGUGGAGUGUGUGUCCAGUUCAGAGGUGGACAGCCUGCGCCACUCCCGCUCCCGGCUGAACAUCUAUAAAGCUCUAGCAAGCCCCUCGCUCAUUGCCUUGUCAAGCGAGGACCCCAUCCUAACUGCCUUCCGUCUGGGCUGGGAGCUCAAGGAGCUCAGCAAGGUGGAGAAUGAGUUCAAGGCCGAGUAUGAGGAGCUCUCCCAGCAAUGCAAGCUCUUUGCCAAAGACCUGUUGGACCAAGCUCGGAGCUCCCGGGAAUUGGAAAUCAUCCUCAACCAUCGAGAUGAUCACAGUGAAGAGCUUGACCCUCAGAAGUACCAUGACCUGGCCAAGCUGAAGGUGGCAAUCAAAUACCACCAGAAAGAGUUUGUUGCUCAGCCUAAUUGCCAACAGUUACUUGCCACCCUGUGGUACGACGGCUUCCCUGGAUGGCGACGGAAACACUGGGUAGUCAAGCUGCUUACCUGCAUGACCAUUGGGUUCCUGUUUCCCAUGCUGUCUAUAGCUUAUCUGAUCUCACCCAGGAGCAACCUUGGACUGUUCAUCAAGAAACCCUUUAUCAAGUUUAUCUGCCACACAGCAUCAUAUCUGACCUUCCUCUUCAUGCUUCUCCUGGCUUCUCAGCAUAUCGUCAGGACAGACCUUCAUGUACAGGGGCCUCCCCCAACUGUUGUGGAAUGGAUGAUAUUGCCUUGGGUUCUCGGUUUCAUUUGGGGGGAGAUUAAGGAAAUGUGGGAUGGUGGAUUUACUGAAUAUAUCCAUGACUGGUGGAAUCUGAUGGAUUUUGCAAUGAACUCACUCUACCUGGCAACCAUUUCCUUGAAGAUUGUGGCCUAUGUCAAGUAUAAUGGUUCUCGUCCAAGGGAAGAAUGGGAAAUGUGGCACCCGACCCUGAUUGCAGAAGCACUCUUUGCAAUAUCCAACAUCUUAAGUUCGUUGCGUCUCAUAUCCCUGUUCACAGCCAACUCCCACUUAGGGCCUCUGCAGAUCUCUUUGGGGCGCAUGCUGCUUGAUAUCCUCAAAUUCCUCUUUAUCUACUGCCUAGUACUGCUGGCUUUUGCCAAUGGAUUGAACCAGCUUUACUUUUAUUAUGAGACCAGAGCGAUCGAUGAGCCAAACAACUGCAAGGGAAUCCGAUGUGAGAAACAGAAUAAUGCCUUCUCCACGCUCUUCGAGACCCUCCAGUCUCUCUUCUGGUCUGUCUUCGGCCUUUUAAAUCUCUAUGUUACCAAUGUGAAAGCCAGACAUGAGUUCACAGAGUUCGUGGGAGCUACCAUGUUUGGGACAUACAACGUCAUCUCCCUAGUUGUGCUGCUGAACAUGCUGAUUGCCAUGAUGAACAACUCCUACCAGCUCAUUGCCGAUCAUGCCGAUAUUGAGUGGAAGUUUGCAAGGACAAAACUCUGGAUGAGUUACUUUGAUGAAGGCGGCACCUUGCCACCUCCUUUCAACAUCAUCCCCAGUCCCAAGUCAUUUCUCUACCUUGGUAACUGGUUCAACAACACCUUCUGCCCCAAAAGAGACCCUGAUGGUAGACGGAGAAGGCACAACUUGAGAAGCUUCACAGAACGCCACGCUGACAGCCUGAUACAGAAUCAACAUUAUCAGGAAGUCAUCAGGAAUUUAGUCAAAAGAUAUGUAGCUGCUAUGAUAAGAAAUUCCAAAACAAACGAGGGACUAACAGAAGAAAAUUUUAAGGAAUUAAAGCAGGACAUCUCCAGCUUUCGAUAUGAAGUACUUGACCUCUUAGGAAAUAGGAAGCACUCAAGGAGAAGCUUUUCCACAAGCAGCACUGAACUCUCUCAGAGGGAUGAUACCAAUGAUGGCAGUGGUGGGGCUCGGGCCAAAUCCAAGAGUGUCUCUUUCAACUUAGGCUGCAAGAAAAAGGCCUGCCAUGGGCCACCUCUCAUCAGAACCAUGCCGAGAGCCGGGGGUGCCCAAGGGAAGCCAAAAGCUGAGUCAUCAAGCAAACCGUCCUUCAUGGGUCCUUCCCUCAAGAAACUCGGGCUCCUGUUCUCCAAGUUUAACGGUCAUAUGUCUGAAUCCAGUUCAGAGCCAAUGUACACCAUUUCGGAUGGCAUCGCUCAGCAGCAUUAUAUGUGGCAGGACAUCAGAUAUUCUCAGAUGGAGAAAGGGAAAGCAGGGGCCUGCUCUCAAAGCGAAAUUAACCUCAGUGAGGUAGAAUUAGGUGAAGCCCGGGGCGCCGCUGAGAGCAGUGAAUGCCCCCUAGCCUGUUCUAGCUCUCUCCACUGUGCAUCCAGCAUCUGCUCCUCAAAUUCUAAACUUUUAGACUCCUCGGAGGACGUAUUUGAAACUUGGGGAGAGGCUUGCGACUUGCUCAUGCACAAAUGGGGUGAUGGACAGGAAGAACAAGUUACAACGCGGCUCUAAGUCAAGCCCCUAUCCCGUUGUGGAACACAAGAGAAAAUUUGUAAUUUCCUUGCUCUCAGAGGUGACAUAGAAUCUGAUUCCCUCAUUGCCCA
This is a messenger RNA of Zalophus californianus (California sea lion), 3963 nucleotides long. It is a transcript of the gene TRPC5, whose product is annotated as transient receptor potential cation channel subfamily C member 5. Gene Ontology annotation, cellular component: cation channel complex; membrane. The record is from RefSeq and is a predicted model, not a curated record. Gene Ontology annotation, biological process: manganese ion transport; regulation of cytosolic calcium ion concentration; calcium ion transmembrane transport. Gene Ontology annotation, molecular function: inositol 1,4,5 trisphosphate binding; protein binding; store-operated calcium channel activity. Lineage: Eukaryota; Metazoa; Chordata; Mammalia; Carnivora; Otariidae. The transcript has 12 exons. The coding region runs from base 947 to 3871 and encodes 974 amino acids.